Messenger RNA from Drosophila serrata, 2286 nucleotides. RefSeq names its product UTP4 small subunit processome component l(3)72Dn (gene l(3)72Dn). The record is from RefSeq and is a predicted model, not a curated record. NCBI's taxonomy places the organism in Eukaryota, Metazoa, Arthropoda, Insecta, Diptera, Drosophilidae. Gene Ontology annotation, molecular function: RNA binding; protein binding. Gene Ontology annotation, biological process: maturation of SSU-rRNA from tricistronic rRNA transcript (SSU-rRNA, 5.8S rRNA, LSU-rRNA). Gene Ontology annotation, cellular component: t-UTP complex; small-subunit processome; 90S preribosome.
UCCUCAGCACACACGUGCAGCUGCCGAGGAAUUUUGUUUUAGUUGUUUUUACUGGCUUAAAAUAAUUUGUUAUUAAUUAAUAAAAUGACAAACUUGGUGAAGAAAGAACCCCAAGAAGGGGGUAAGCAUCAACUGCACAACGUGCGCUUCUACACAAUAAAACCGCGUGGUAUCACCAGUUUGGCGUAUAGCAAGCAGAGCAAGUGCCUCGCGUUGAGUCGGGAAACUCCCAUCAUAGAGCUAUGGAAUAUGGAGUACACACCCUAUCUGGAUCGCACCAUUCACCUGUCGUCCGAUGUUGCGGUUGAAGCCCUAGCUUGGGCCGGGAAUCGCUUGUUUUCCGUUAAUCUCUCGGGCCAAUUGAUUGAAUGGGACUUGGUAAACCUAAAACCACGCUACGAGCACUCACCCACUGGCAAUUCACUCUGGUGUCUCGACAUAAAUGCCGCGGAAACGGAACUUGCCGUGGGCUCCGAGGAAGGUCACAUCAACAUCCUGAGCAUCGAGAAUGACGAGCUCACAUACAAGUCGCUGUUCAACAAGCAGAAGGGUAGAGUCAUCUGCCUAAAGUAUGAUAAAUCGGGAAAGAAGAUGGUAACCGGCACUGAGGGAUGUGUUCGUAUUUGGAACGUUCUCAAGGGAAAUAUUCUGCACACAAUGACUCUGUCGGCCAAGGAUGUGACUGUAUGGUCCCUGCUAUUUCUAUCGGAUAAUACCAUCGUUGCCGGCGACUCGGCAGGACUUGUGACCGUAUGGAAUGCAGAUAAUGCCACGCAGAUCCAUUGCAGCCGAGUGUUGGACAAAAACGUAUGCGCCUUGGCCGUAAACGAGAAGGAGGAUCGCCUGGUUUGCAGCGGAAUGCAGCCGCCUCUGAUCCGCAUUUUCAGCAAAACCCAGAUCAAGCGGGAGGAGUCCACCAGUGAACGGUGGGUCAAGUUUCUGCAACGCGACGCUCACAAACACUAUGUGAAGUCCCUGGUGGUCAUCAAUGGCCGGAUUGUUUCUGGCGGCCAGGAUGGUAUUUUAACCAUUACCUCCAGCGAGCGAAUGCAGGCACAUUUCUCGCAGCAUGCUCCCUUCCUCAAAGGUUCUGUAGCAUCAGUGGCGGUCAGUGAAAAACUUUUGCUCCUGCGUUACCCCAACAGCCUGCACCUGUGGCGCUUGGGUUCCGUGGUUCCUACUUCCAAGGAAAAGAAGAAGAUGCAUUGGAAGCCGCCAGUGGGCCACACAGAAGAUCUGCUUCUGGAAAAUCCUCCCCAGAAACUACUUGAACUGAACGUAAAGGAGAAAAACUUUAUUCAGGCCAGUGCUAUUUCACCGGAUGCUCAAUUGAUCUGUUACUCCACUUUAAAGGAAGUCCGCCUAAGUCGUUUCACAAUCGAUCCCCUAUCGGUAGAGCGUGUAUUAGAUAGUUUUCCAGCGGAACUCAAGCCAGCCAGCCACAUAGUCUUCACCAAACAGGAAAAACUGGCGUUGCUCCAUCCCCACAACAACCAUCUGAGUUGGUUUACCGUGAAAGAGGAUAGCAUCAUCUUCCAGAAUAGCAUAGACCUUAGUGAACAUUGUAAGGGCGUCAUCAGCCACCUGGUAGUUUCCUCGCAGGGCGACUAUCUGGUUGCAGGGACCUCAGAUCACAUUGUUGCCGUUUGGAAACUCCAAGGGAAUCAAUACAAACACUUACUGAACUUGCCAAGGCAUCGAGCCGCAACAACUGCUGUAUCGAUGCACGAAGAUCAUCCACAGGUUGUGGUGGCCUACGCCAAUGGGCGACUGGUGGAAUACGAUCUGGUCAAGCGAAGCUUCACCUGCGAAACGGAUGAGUACCUGAUACCGGACACAAAACACCACUGCAUAACUGGGAUCAUUUUGGAUCCCAGGAAUCCCAAUAUCUUCCUUGUAAACACCGAAGAAAACUUGUAUGUCCUGGAGAGGAACCAGCAAACAGAACAGGAGGACUAUGUAGUCAGCAACAAGACCAAGAAGCUAGCAAAGGAUAAACGAUCUUCGGUUUCUACGAGCUCAAAGAGCUUGAUUGUGAAGAUGGAAUUGCCACGACAGCACCUGGUGCACGUGUCCCGGCUGAGCUCUAACGAACUUGUCAACGUCAGCAUUUCGACAAACAAUCUGUUGGCUCCGCUGCCGCCGCCGUUCCAACGGAAGAAGUUCGGUGCCUCGUAAACAGGUUGAGGAUGAAAUUUCUGGCGGUUGGAUGAAUGGUGGUCCUUCGCUUAGGUUUACCCAGUAGUUUCCACUUAGUUACCAAAUAAAAUCAAAAGUAGAAAACAA